ACCCGGAAACGGAAGUGAGGAGAGGGUCUCCAUUGAUAGUGGGCAACGGAAUAGUUGCACACGCGUGUCGGCGGUUUCGUGAACGGCGGCAUCAUGAGCCUCUUAAACAAGCCCAAGAGCGAGAUGACUCCGGAGGAGUUGCAGAAGCGGGAAGAGGAAGAAUUCAACACCGGGCCCCUUUCUGUCCUCACACAGUCUGUCAAAAACAACACUCAGGUGCUGAUCAAUUGUCGUAACAACAAGAAGCUUCUGGGGCGUGUCAAGGCCUUUGACAGACACUGCAACAUGGUGUUGGAGAACGUCAAGGAGAUGUGGACGGAGGUGCCCAAGAGCGGGAAAGGCAAGAAGAAAUCAAAGCCUGUCAACAAGGAUCGCUACAUCUCCAAGAUGUUCCUGCGCGGAGAUUCGGUCAUCGUGGUGCUGAGGAACCCGCUUAUUGCCGGCAAGUAACAAGCCGUCGGAGGUCGCAGCCAAAGGCAUGGAAGCUCCAGAGCCCGGUCACUAUCUUUGAGGCCACCUACCAGAGACUGGUUUAGAUUUAGCCACUGGAUUGGCACAUCGGCCACUACUUCCAUAACCGGUCCUUAUUCCAUGAAAUUUCCUUUCCUGAAGAGCUGAGGCCGUUGAGCCACAUUUCUCAAAGAACUGGCUGGUGUUCCGUUCUUGAAUGAGUUCCGCUCAAGAAGUUGGGGGAAAGUCCUAUAUAUUUUCUCCUGCAUUAAGUGAUGAGUUUGCCCUGCCUAUCG
Molecule: messenger RNA, 746 nt
Organism: Gekko japonicus
Lineage: Eukaryota; Metazoa; Chordata; Lepidosauria; Squamata; Gekkonidae
Gene: SNRPD2
Product: small nuclear ribonucleoprotein D2 polypeptide
Exons: 3
Coding region: 94-450 (118 amino acids)
Biological process (GO): spliceosomal snRNP assembly; RNA splicing
Cellular component (GO): U4/U6 x U5 tri-snRNP complex; U1 snRNP; U2 snRNP
Molecular function (GO): RNA binding
Source: RefSeq, a predicted model, not a curated record